Aspergillus pseudotamarii is the source of this 1796-nucleotide messenger RNA. Its product is annotated as Zn(II)2Cys6 transcription factor. The coding region runs from base 137 to 1669 and encodes 510 amino acids. The record is from RefSeq and is a predicted model, not a curated record. Gene Ontology annotation, molecular function: zinc ion binding; DNA-binding transcription factor activity, RNA polymerase II-specific. The transcript has 4 exons. NCBI's taxonomy places the organism in Eukaryota, Fungi, Ascomycota, Eurotiomycetes, Eurotiales, Aspergillaceae. Gene Ontology annotation, biological process: regulation of DNA-templated transcription.
CACCUCCGUAGCCCCACGGCGUGGGCUAUGCAAGCAUCAUUAAAUAAUCUCCGUAAAGACGUGAGCGUGAAUCUCAAUCUAUGCUCGGUGCAUCAUACCGUAGAGCAAAUUAUUUGUGAUCAUUGCCCUUGACUCAAUGGCACGAAUCGCAGGGGGUUCGAAAGGGUGUCAUGCAUGCCGCAGGCGCAAGAAACGGUGCGACGAGCAGCGGCCAUCGUGUGGUCAAUGCCUGUCGCGAAACACUUCCUGUCCUGGCUAUUCGCGGGAGAUGAAGUUCAUCAAUGUAUCCUAUCACGGCAAAGGCCGUUCCAGCCACGAGGCGUCGGAGUCUAGUUUAAACGCAGGAGCAAUCUCCACCAGUCGAGAGGGUGAGACCCUGCCAGGCCAGGCGAUCACAUAUCGUGCGUGCAGCAGUGGGCUAUCCUCCCACGCCCUUACCCUUCAUCGCUCUGCCGUCGCGUAUUACUGUAGCUCAUACUUCCAUAACAAUGUCAUCCAGACCGGAUUAGACGUGUUCGGAAAGUCGAGUUAUAUCGACUGGAUGGCAUUUACCCCACACCUUGAUGUAGACGAGCCGAGCCUGAGGUCCGCUUUGCUAGCACUUGGAGCGGCUCGAAUGGGUCGUAUUUCCCAGGAUCCUCGUUUGACUCGGUUAAGCUCAGAAUCAUAUUCGCAGUCACUGCGGCAUCUUCACAGAACGAUUCAAAAUGGAACCCCGGGCCUUCGUGAUGAGACCCUAGCAAGCAUGAUGUUUCUAGCCAUUUAUGAGAUUAUCGAAGGAUCGUCGAGCAGAGGCCUGGGGUGGGCUAGCCAUACUCACGGGGCCUUGUCAUUGGUUCAUUCACAAGGGCUGGACACUCCAUGGACUCAGGCGAGACAUAGACUGUUCGACGCAUUGCGCCUUUCUGCUAUGAUUCAUAGUAUUGGCACAAGAAAACCGACAUAUCUCGCAACGCCGGAAUGGAUAUCCGUCCCUUGGAAGGGGGGUAAGAAGGAGCCCAAACAGCAUUUACUAGACUUGAUGAUGGAGAUUCCGGCUUUAUUGCAGAUGGUUGACUCGGUGUAUAAUGCAUCCGACGGCCACGAGAAAUCGCAAAGACUAUCUAGAGUCUGCAAAGUAUACUCGAGCCUCUCCAGACGGCUACGGACCUGGUAUGGGACGUAUAAAUGCGACCACCCUAGUAAGCUACACUGGGAACAGCCGUCAAGUCUUCAUUUAAGCUGCGCUAUACCGCAGGAAAGGGCCCCGCCGACAUGCAUCUAUUUCCCCGACCUCGAAUCGGGUCAUAUUCACCUGCUAUACUGGACGUCUCAUGUUCUUCUCUUCAGCAAUCUCGGUAUGUUAUAUCUGAGCUGUACAACCAAUGCGCGGCAGGGCAGUCCGCCUUCACUUCCCCCUUUUCCUUGUGAUGUACAAGAGAUGCAUAACAUGGCCAUCAACAUCGCCAAAUCUUCCGAAUACUUCCUUCAACCGAAGACAGUUGCCCUGGGAGCUUGCGUGAUCUCCUUUCCGGCGUCGAUUGCAUUCGGGUACUUCGAAUACUACAACCUCCCUGAGUACGACUGGUUCCGCCAGAUCUUUGAGUACACUAAGAUGUCUGGCAUUGAUAUGGAAGGCUUUCUCGAUGCGGUGGCGUCGGAAACGGAUUUGGAGCUUGUGGUGUGUUAAGUCUCAGGGCGUUUGUGUUAGUCGCAUCCGCCCAGGAGCAGACUUUUACUACCGGGAAGGUGUACAGAGGCACGUAUUUAUCAUAUGUACUAAGAUGAGAAAAUCCAAGAUUGAGCAUUAGUGUCAA